UCGGUCCAGUCCAAUAACCGAUUUAUGUCUUGUUACUCCCUUGUAAAUGGACGAAUGAGCGUGUCAACCACCUGACGGAAAUAAUAAAUUGUCAUGGCCGAGCUAGUGGCCGGCGUCGAAAGCCUGCAAGCUCUCCCAGAUGAAGUUCACUGGUUUUGCGAAAGGCGUGGCGAUGAUGGCGAAGAUCCGAACGAGACGAAUUUCGAACAGCAGAACGGAAAUGCUAUUGAUAGAGCCAGAGAAGCCGAGCAACGGAGGGGCGCAGUUUUCAUGUCCUUGCAGCUGCUUGCAUACGAUGGUGAAGGCAUCCAACACUAUCAGCAGUACUUGCGGGAUGGAUUGGAUCGGCAGAUGGUGAGAUGUGACACAUGUAUCCGCGAGUAUCACAAGGGAAAAAAGCAAAUGAUGGAGAGAUUAAGACAUGAUUAUGAUGACCAAGACGUUCUUCAGUUCUGCAAAAUCUUUGACGAUAAGGAUAUUCAGCGGAUAAAGGCGGGCUUGACGAGCGCGCUGUCUUCUUUGCUCGCUACUCCUCCGGAGAAACGCGGACCGGGCGCUCUCCACCCUACUGCGAUGCACGCCAUCUUUGAGUCCUUGAGUUGUGAAGCGUUCCUGACUGACGAUGACCUCCUUCAAUCAUAUUUCGAUGAGCCCUUCCGCUUAAUGCAGGUCAAGCGCACUCUCAAACUCGGAUACUGCGUUCCUGCAAUGACGUGUUUCCUAUUCGACCCUCAACCCUUUAGGCUUCAGUGGGCGGUCAACUCCUGGUCCAAGUUCACGAGGAACAUCACUUCCGAUGAGUUUGACUGGGCGGUCAGAGAGCAGCUUAUCAGAGUCUUGACCCGAGCAGCUGGCCCAGAGAUUGACAUUAAUCUCAUAAAACGGCUCUGGGAUGGGAUGAAGCUUGUCGUAAAUAAGCUUGACAAGGAUCUCAUCACUCAUUCUCUGCGCGCUAUGGAUAUUGACGUAUGCCGAAUGGCAUUGGAGCAUCUUCAGUUCGACACACCAGGCUUCCACUCGCUUCUGCAGACAAUUGUUCUCUUACUAGAAAAGUCUCCAGAGGACUUUUGGGACUCCAUGGGAGCUAUCUCUCCGUCCACUGUCGUUGAGCAAAUUUUUACGAAUCCCUACCUCGUCCGCACACUACGGCAAGACAGCGGUGACCACCUCGCCGUAACCCCAGCGGUUAAUGACAUGCUGGCAUGGAUUGAGCCAUUUAUGGCUUCUCUCAAACCAGCAAACCAGCCUCCAGCCUGUCGGUCAAUCGUCUUGCAGCUGAUUGAUCGUUUACAGACCGACCAGUUCCCUGAGUCAUCAAGGAUCUACUGCUAUCAGAAGGGAGUGCAAGUACUGGUACAAACACUGAGUAAUUUCAAUGAAGAUCAGUCCGUUUUUGGCUCCGUUGGUCGCAUAGUAGUCUCUGACACCCUUGAAGUGGCAAGCACUUACGUCGGGGGUAUUCUGACCGUGGCGCGCUCAUCAUCACAUGUGGGCCAAAAUGUAGCUUCAGCCUGCAUGGAUGUCGUUCGCAACGCCUUAUCGCUGGAAUGUCGAGCUUUAAAAGCGGACCAUGAGAUCCUAGAGGCUGAACAGGCAUUACAGCAUGGGGGCAGUUCGCACUCGAAUGUCAUAUGGGAUGCUGUUGUUAAGAACCUUGAGUCAGAUAACAUGCCUCUUGCCAAGGCCGCCCUGAGAGCAGUCAUGCCUCUGGUUGGUUUGGAGAAAUUCAAUCUCAGGACGGAGCAAACCCUGGUUAAAGAGAAAAGCCGAUUCAAUGACACAUUUAGUCAUCUUACUCACUGGGUUUUUCGCAUAUUGGAAAAGCUAAACGACUUUGAUCCGGACGAUCUAGACGAGCUUUUUAAAAACAAAGAAACCGCAAGCACGUUGAUUUCUGCAUUGUUCUCUGCAGAUGAAAAUACUUACCAUGCAGCUCUGGAACUCAUUAAGACCGUCAGCGCCCAAUUUGGCAGAAAGGAGGCGAUAGCCCAUCUCCUGAAAUCUUUCUUCGACGUCACCAUGAGUUGUCUGGCUUGGGCGAUUCGACGUAUUGCCAAUAAAGGCACAUUUGCCUCUGUUCCACGGAUGCUUAAGACUUGCACCGAUGUAAUUGACAUCCUCUGUAAUUUGCAAGAUGGAUUGCUUCGCAGUAAAACGUUGAACGGCGCGGAAGAAGUCACAUCAGUUGAAAUGUUCUGGCAAUACCAGUGGCAAGCUUUGAGAGUAAUUUUUGAGCGAACCGAAAGCUGGAGUCAGCGGGGCAACGAUAAAUCGGUGAUGAUGGAAUUUUGCAGAGAUACGAUGGAGUUUGCUGAGAGGCUUUUUGAACAGUACUCUGCAUUCUCAAGCGCUAUUGAUUCGGCGGAUAGUAUUGAGCGCGACCAGGCUAAAGGAUCCGGGGAGAAGAAUGCGGGAAGGAAGUUACUGGAACAUCCAGUUCUGACCUUGAACUCGAUGGCAAAAUGGCUUAGACUUAGAGACGAGUAUCUUGCAAACACACUGGUGGCCCUCCUUACAAAGAUUCUCGGUCGUCUUGCUGAUUGGGGAAUGACCAUCGGAGACGAUACAUACGCAUACAUCGACGGUGGUAUCAUUGGAGGGUCGGUCAGAAAUGUCCUCCCACUUCAGUCAAAAGCAGAGCUCUCCAGAGCACUAGAAGGUCACCAUGGUCCGCAACGGCCGUCGACCAAGGACACAAAGUCCGUUCCAGCGCAAAGCAAAAGGCAGAGUACAUUGGCUGGAUGGGCACAGCCUGGCGUUGCGCCUUCUGUCACUGGACCCAGAGGACCAAGGCAGGAGGCACUCAAUCUUGAGGCUUGGAGAGCAAAGGCCAAGUCGCCCAGAGACGUCAUCGAUAUCAGCGACGAAGAUGAGUAUGGCGGAUCCAGUACUCUCAAUGACGAUAUACUGGAUCUUUCCAAGUCGGUCGAAAAAGCCCGCCCUCUUUUACAAAAAUUCAAAGACCAGCCUGCGCGAGUACCUGCGCUCAGGGCACCUUCACGAGACGCCGAUGGAUUGACAUUCCGUGAAAGACGUGAAAAGGAGAAGGAAGCGAAGAAACGCCGCGAUCUCGCUGAACUGGCUCGCGUCAAGAAAAACCUACCGCCAACCGGUGUCGCUGAGCAGACCUCGGAGGAAGGUUCAGGGCUUCGAGGCAUUGGCGUAAGAGGUAAAGACCAUGCGCCACAGGGUUCGAUCAUGAUGGUACCGUCCGACUCUGAAUCGGACUCUGAAAUGGAUGAAAUGGACGCAGAGUUGUUUGGAAAAGCACCUAAAUCUUCAUCGGCUGUCAAAGACUACGAGAGGAGCAAAGCCGAUGCACUGAAGCAGAUGGAGCGCCAAGGACCCGUUAAGAAGAAGAGGCAGGUUCGAUCUGCAAAGGACAUGCGCGCUCGAUUAGCGCCCGACCUUUCGCCCCUUCACAAAACGAUUCUUAGCUGGGACUUCUUCGCCGAGGGAGACUUCCCUCCUAGCUCUGACCGUCACGACUACAGUCUUGUCUCGAAUACGUUCAGAACCCCGAUCGAUUAUCAGCGGGUCUUUGAGCCUUUGCUUGUGUUGGAAGCAUGGCAAGGUUUCCUCAAAGCCAGGGAAGAGGGAAACUUUAAACCUUUUGAGAUCAAAGUUGCCAAUCGUCUGUCCGUAGACUCUUUCAUUGAGGUCAGUACAACUGUUUCCGUUGCUGAUGGAAAAGACCUUGGAAUUGGCGAAGCGGAUAUUAUUCUUAUGUCGAAAGCGAAAUCACCGACCCAGGGACACGAUCAACCACACUGUCUUGCUCGAGUAUUUAGAGUGACGCGGAAGAAGAACAUUAUUGAAAUCUCCUAUCGUGUCGUUCCUGGAAACCCGCUCAUCAGCUCUCUUGCUCCAAAUGUCACACUGUGGGGUGUGAAGAUUUCUUCGAUCACGCCGCUUGAAAGAGAGUAUGGUGCUCUGCUUGGUCUUCAGUAUUACGAUCUUUGCGAUGAAAUUAUCAGAGCUAAGCCAUCUCCGCUGCUCAAUUAUACGGAAAAGCAGCUCAAGUCCAUCUUUGACAUUUAUGGACUGAAUCUGGCACAAGCCAAGGCUGUACGAUCAGCCGUUGAUAAUGAUGCAUUUACUCUUAUUCAAGGUCCACCGGGAUCGGGAAAGACGAAGACAAUUGUUGCUAUCGCAGGAGCACUACUAACAACAAGCCUCGAGGAAAAGGGUGUGGCUAUCUCUCGCCCACAAUUCAACAAUGGACUCAAUCUUCCCGGACCUCGCGGAGGUGCACCAGCCAGGAAGCUAUUAGUCUGCGCACCAAGUAACGCAGCUGUGGACGAGCUGGUUAUGCGUUUAAAGGAGCCUGUGAAGACAUUGAACGGAGAACCCAAACCCCUGCGAGUUGUCCGUAUCGGCCGUAGCGACGCGAUAAAUGCCAAUGUCAUGGACGUCACCUUGGAAGAGCUGGUCAAUGCAAAGCUCAACCUGGCAAACGGCAAUAAGAACAACCCUGGCGACGAGAUUCACAAAAUCAUGAUGGAACACAAGGCCACAUCUGACGAGCUUAACGUGGUGCGGACAAUCCUUGACGAGGCGCGCGCCAAAGGCGAGCAAGCGGCGGAGCAGCAGCGGAACUUUGAGCUCUUGAAGCGCAAAAAGGCCAUGCUCAGUACACAGCUCGAUAAUGCCCGCGACCGCGGUAAUACUGCGGCAAGAGAUGCAGAGAUCAACCGAAGACGCGUGCAGCAAGAAAUUCUCGAUCAAGCUGAUGUUAUCUGCGCAACUCUCAGUGGUAGUGGACAUGACAUGUUUCAGAACUUGAACAUUGAGUUCGAGACUGUCAUAAUCGAUGAGGCGGCCCAAUCAAUUGAGUUGAGUGCGCUCAUUCCGCUCAAGUAUGGUUGUUCUAAGUGUAUCCUCGUCGGAGAUCCAAAGCAGCUUCCUCCUACUGUUCUAUCGAGAGAGGCUGCUCGUUUCCAAUACGAGCAGAGCUUGUUCGUCCGGAUGCAGGGCAAUCAUCCCAAUGAUGUUCACCUUCUGGAUACUCAAUACCGUAUGCACCCGGAUAUUAGUCGGUACCCAAGCAAAGCCUUUUAUGAUGGAAAGCUCUUGGAUGGACCUGGAAUGGAUCAACUCAGGCAAAAGCCUUGGCAUGCAAGCGGCGUUUUGGGGCCGUAUCGGUUUUUCGAUGUGCAAGGACAACAUCAGAGCGCACCCAAAGGCCACUCUCUCAUUAACGUUGCCGAACUCAAUAUUGCCUUAAUGUUGUUUGAUCGCUUGAUUACCGAUUUCCGAGGCUAUGAUUUUAAAGGAAAAGUCGGCAUCAUCACACCUUAUAAGAGUCAGCUUCGAGAGCUCAAGACGAGAUUUGCCGCCAAAUAUGGCGAAUCGAUCCUGUCUAGUGUUGAUUUCAACACGACCGAUGCUUACCAAGGUCGUGAGAGUGAAGUCAUCAUCUUUUCUUGCGUGCGAGCUUCUUCCAGUCGCGGAAUUGGUUUCUUGGCGGAUAUUCGUCGUAUGAACGUCGGUCUUACUCGUGCAAAGUGCUCCUUGUGGGUGUUGGGAAAUUCACAGUCUUUGGUCCAUGGCGAGUUCUGGGCGGGUCUUAUCACGGAUGCGCAAAGCAGAGGACUCUACACCUCCGGUGAUUUGAAAAAGAUGCUCGCUAGGCCUUCGGCCAGCGGAGAGACUUUGAACUACAGCAAUGGCUUCGGAGGCGACUCUGAUAUCGAAAUGCCAGAUGCGCCGACUGCCGGCUCUGCAACUCCUUCUGAACCUGAAUUUCCUGUGCAACCCCCUGCGCCUCAGAGACGUGAUUCGAAAAAGUCCUCAGAGGCAACCACGGCCAAACCUCCGGCUCCAAAGAAGAAGAAAAAGUCGGCAGACAUGGGAACUACAAACGCUCCUCAAAAGGCGCUGUCCGCACCAUCGGGCGCUCUUCUCAACCCCGCCGACAAGAAAAUAACCCUUGGUACAAGUGGUACCAGCACGCCAGGCAGCAAGAGUCAUGAUGAGUCUGCUCAAACGGAUGCCGGCACGAGCCAUUGCUUCCGCUGUGGCGACACUUCUCAUACUAGAAUUCAUUGCAAGGCUGUUCGUUGUCUCCAAUGCGGCGCCUUUGGUCAUGUCACCAAUACCUGCCCUAACCCAAAUGCUCUACCUGCCAGAGACCGCAAACGGCUCCAGGACAAAGAGGACGCGCAUUAUAGGAAGCAACAAGAAUUCCAGGACAAGCAGCGAGCCCGGCAACUUGGAGAACAUGAUUCCAAGAUUCCUUCUAUCAAUGUCACCAGACGUACGCCUCCGCUGGAGGAUGGACUGCCUAAGAAGCCGCCCGUUGCACCAAAGGGGUUUGGAAAGCGACCUCGUGAACCAUCGCCGCCAACGGACUUGCCUGCUGUGAAGCCAGGAGACGUCAAGUCAAAAUCUCGAAUUGAAAAUACGCCUCAGAACCUUCCAAGCAAACCUGUCCCUGCCGGAACUCAUCCUCUGCCACCGAGACCUGUGAGUUCAGCCCCUGAACCUGCACCUGAUCCCGGGCAAAAUAGACCCAUGCCGAACCCUAUUCGCGGUCCACCUCCGCCCAAGCGCCGCAAGGAAGUCGAUCCGUUUAUUCGGCCAAAGAAGAGAGGCCCCAGGCCUUAGAUGUUUUGUCUUCUUCCCUCCGAACACAACCUUGCUCUCCACCUCAAUUUUGACCGGAGAUUCUUUCCGUUGUCAUCAUCUUAUCGCCAUCUCAUCGUCGCUACAACGGCUAUGCCGGUUGUCUAGCAUCGCAUCGAUUCCUCAAUUCAUCUUCGCGAACUGGCACGGUUAUUAAAAUCUUUCUCUUCUAUUCCACACCGGGCGCAUCAAU
This is a messenger RNA of Xylona heveae TC161, 6820 nucleotides long. RefSeq names its product tRNA-splicing endonuclease. Gene Ontology annotation, cellular component: nuclear body. The transcript is spliced from 4 exons. The record is from RefSeq and is a predicted model, not a curated record. NCBI's taxonomy places the organism in Eukaryota, Fungi, Ascomycota, Xylonomycetes, Xylonales, Xylonaceae. Bases 94 to 6609 code for a protein of 2171 amino acids. Gene Ontology annotation, biological process: termination of RNA polymerase II transcription. Gene Ontology annotation, molecular function: helicase activity; ATP binding; transcription termination site sequence-specific DNA binding.